AUGACUAUUGGAGAAGCUGCAAAGUUGGCAAAAAAAGCAAUCUGUUGGGCUGCAUAUGGAGCUUCGGAAUGUGGCGAUUACGUGAGCGUUUACCACGUAGCUAGGUAUAGGUGGAGUAAGGUCAUCUCCGCCGACAAUAUGAUUGAGUGGCAAAAGGCCCAUAUCCGACGCGACAAAGAUGGUAGAUUCCCCAUGGUGACCAUUUCCCUCAGCCAGAAAAAUUCUGCAACGAAUCAAUACUUUGUUGGGGAAUUAGGAAAGAAGAUAAGAGAGGAAGCCAUCGACGAGGGAAGGAGAAAGAACCCAGAGAAUAGAAGCCAAAUUAGAGUUCAGAGUUCAGUGUUCAGAGUUGGUAGGCAAUUGGCUUAG
Messenger RNA from Oldenlandia corymbosa var. corymbosa, 369 nucleotides. The record is from the annotation of a GenBank genome assembly. Lineage: Eukaryota; Viridiplantae; Streptophyta; Magnoliopsida; Gentianales; Rubiaceae.